AUGUACUUCUUCCUUCUCAGCCUCUCCCUCCUCGACGUUGGCUCCAUCUCCACCACUGUCCCCAAAUCCAUGGCCAACAUCCUGUGGAAUACCAGGGCCAUUUCCUACUUAGGGUGUGCUGCCCAGGUCUUUCUUUUUGUCUUCCUGAUAACAGCAGAGUAUUUUCUUCUCACAGUCAUGGCCUAUGACCGCUAUGUUGCCAUCUGCAGACCGCUGCACUACAGCACCCUCAUGGACAGCAGAGCCUGUGUCAAAAUGGCAGCAGCUGCCUGGGCCAGUGGUUUUCUCAAUGCUCUCCUGCACACUGCUAACACAUUUUCAAUACCACUCUGCCAGGGCAAUGUCGUGGAGCAGUUCUUCUGUGAAAUCCCCCAAAUCCUCAAGCUCUCCUGCUCAGACUCCUACCUCAGGGAAGUUGGGGUUCUUGUACUUAGUGCCUGUUUACUCUUUGGUUGUUUUGUUUUCAUUGUGGUGUCCUACGUGCAGAUCUUCACCGCUGUGCUGAGGGCCGGCACAAAGCCUUUUCCAUGUGCCUCCCGCACCUGGUCAUGGUCUUUGUGA
Messenger RNA from Dromaius novaehollandiae (emu), 561 nucleotides. RefSeq names its product olfactory receptor 14C36-like. Gene Ontology annotation, cellular component: membrane. The record is from RefSeq and is a predicted model, not a curated record. Lineage: Eukaryota; Metazoa; Chordata; Aves; Casuariiformes; Dromaiidae. Gene Ontology annotation, biological process: G protein-coupled receptor signaling pathway. Bases 1 to 561 code for a protein of 186 amino acids. Gene Ontology annotation, molecular function: G protein-coupled receptor activity; olfactory receptor activity; odorant binding. The transcript has a single exon.